UCUGUGCAUCUGGGUUGCAGUGUGUGAUGCACAGGAACUCAAGAUGACACACAGUGCCAGGGGCAUUUCUAUCAUAGUGCUGCAGGAAGUGAAAGAAAGUUGCUGUUGGGGAGUUGUCGCCUUUAUCUCAGAAAUGAAGCUGCUUCUUCUCCUUCUUCUGGCUGCCAUUCCAGAUACAUCCAGUUUGUCAACAGAAAGGGCCUUUACCGGCUUGGUUGGAGGAUCCAUCAGUGUCCCCUGUCACUAUGACAUGAAGUACAGAGACCAUGUGAAGUACUGGUGUAAAGGGUCUAAAUGGACAUACUGUGACAUUUUGAAACAGACUGACUCCCCCCCUCGUCAUAGUAAUAAAAUAUCAAUCAGUGAUGAUAGAACGGGAGGAGUGUUCAUUGUAACUAUGAGAAGACUGGAGAAGAAUGAUACAGCCUGGUACUGGUGUGCUAUAAAACUGGGAGGCAAAAAAGAAGCUGAUCAACAAUUUUAUCUGUACCUAACAGUUACAGAGGGAACCCCCGGCCUGUCUGUCACAAGUAACUUGAUAACGGGAAGUGAAGGAGGAUCAGCCAGUGUCUCCUGUCAAUAUGCUCAGCUAUACACAAAGCAUGUAAAAUACUGGUGUGGCGGGAGAGAAUGGGCCUCCUGUAAGACUCUAGUACGAACUGACACUCCCCAAACAGAAGGAGAGAAGGUAUCAAUCAGUGAUGAUAAUGGUAACCUCCCCAGAUUCUUCAAUGUGACAGUGAGGAGACUGGAGAAGAAGGAUGCAGGCUGGUACUGGUGUGCUAUACAGAAAGGAGGGGCUGAUGAAAGGAUUCCACUCUACCUCACAGUUACUGACAACAUAGCCACAAAGUCAAAAACAACUAUUCACACCUCAGUCUCCAUGUCAACCAUUGAUGAAAUACGGACCCAAACUACAAAUGUCAUACUGCCAAACAAUACCCCAGGAAACACCACCAGUACUUUCUCAGACAGCGGCUCUACACAAGUAGCUCUCAUGGUGGCAAUUGGGAUUCUUGUUUUUUUCUUGGUAAUCGCUGUCAUUUGCGUAAUAAAGUAUAUACAGAUCAAACAGGGUAUAGUGAGAAAGGUGUCUCAGCAAGAGGACGUUGACCAGAGAGUGGACAGCCUCGCUCUUACAGGACAACCUGCGGGGGAAGAAGUCACCUACACUGCAGUGUCGUUUCAGAAGAAAAAGCAAACCAUGAGAAAAGAAAAGCCCUCUCAGAUACCUGGAGAGGCCACUACAUACGCCACACUGGAAUUCCAGAAAAGGGAUUCACCCACAGGAGAUAUGGGAACGGUUUGCAAUGCACAGCCUUUUGAUGCUGCCUCCGCUCUCUAUGCAACUGUUGGUAAAAAAACCAACCGCCCAUGAGAAGUGCCUUCUGCGCUCCCAGACUUGCAUCAAUAAACCUGUAUAAUGCAAACUUAAAGAGAUGAUAAAAACUCAUAAUCCACAUCCAUUCUAGGACCUUAAAAGACGCCCAAACUAUUGCCUGGAUUCUCAUACGUCUGUGUGCAGCUUACCCAGCUCUCCGAGAAUGAGAAACUUAAUGAGGAUAUUGUACAGUAUGUAUAAACUCAAAUGACCCCGAUGAGGCUGGUUCUAUGAGAUGUUGUAGAUAUGUGGCACAAGUGCAUAAUAGUGUACAAUAAUAUUUUUCAUCCAAGUAAAGCUUGAAACUGAAGCCACCUGUAAAUCAUUGGGAUCCAUUAAGAUCUGACAACAUUUUGUGAUCAAUCAGCUUCUAGAACCGGACAAGCAGUGAUUGGGCAAUGGCUUUCUUUCAGUCAUAAAUAGUCAAAUGUGUUAAAUGAUUUCCACUUUUAUGGCAGUAUUAUUGUUAGUAUAAGAGACUAUGGGCCCAAUUCACAUACUAGUGGUAAAACUGGAGUUAAGCUUGAAGGUGUGUUAGUAAUACACCUUCAGUCUUUACUCCUGGCUCCGCUGUAAUUCAUGGUGUUAGAUCAGCUCUCAUGAACAAUUAAUUUGCAUUAAUACCACUCUUUUUACCAUGAUAGUGGGACUCUUACCUCAUUAUCUCCUUUAAUUAAAUGCCCACACUUAUUACCUGCAGUACAGCUAGCUGUAGGCACAUUGAUAUAAUAUGCCUUUGCUUUAAUUAAAAGUUGCUCAACAACAGAGCACAUUUUUACACUGAUGUUCUAAUAUAACUUUGUUACAUGCGUUACUUCUAAUGUUUUUUUUCCCACUUUCCAGCAACAGCAAUGUGAAAUGUAUUAUCCCAUGCUGUGCACGCUUUUCUGUGAUUAAUCAUUUGUUUAGUGAUAUUAAAAAUGUGAAUUAUUAUUUUUGUCCUUACAUGUUGAGGCACAGAGAAAAUGCAUGUCUGAGAUAUCAGCAUUCAAUUCAUAUUUUUUUCGUCAUACUCCCUGUAUAUUAAAACAGGCUGGACCAAGACCAAACUGGCCAAACGGGGCACACAUGUAAACCGUCUUAAAAACUACACCCACUGUUACUCCUCUAUAUUAAAAAGAAUGAUCAUUUUAUGAAUUCUUUUUAAAAAAAAAAUAAAAUAACAUGCUUCCGGACCAAAGCAAAAGUGCCCGGAUGGUAUAGUUUUCAAGACAUUUUGUAUUGUUUUAGUGCCCUGUCUGGGCAGUUUUGUCUUUGUCCAGCUUUCAAGCACUUCCAUUAAAACAUAUUUGCUGCUACAGCUGAAUUGCUUUUAGUUGAAUAGAUUACUAAUAACUAUUUAAUUAUAUUUGAAAAUCAAGGAACAAAACACGGCCAAUCAAAGGAAGACAUCAUUUGGAAAUCAAUAUUGCAGAUAUGCAGUCGGUCAAACCAAAAGGGGAGUGGGUAAAAGGUGGACCAAGGCAAAAGUGCCCGGAUGGGGCAUUAAAAGAUAUUUGGUCAUCUUAAAACCUUCACCAAAGUAUUACUCCUUCCCUAUAGUCUACAUAUGAAAAAUAAUGGUUAUUAUAGCACCCCAUAUUUUUUUUAAUUAUAAAAAAUGCCAAAAGUGUCUGGACGGGACAUUAAAAGGGGUCUGAUCAUCUACAUCAAACUGUUACUUUCUCCCCAUGGACCACAUCGACCACUUUCAGGGGUCUGAAAAUCUACAUCAAACUGUUACUUCUUCCCCAUGGACCACAUAUCAACAAUAAUAAUUAUUAUAGCAGUUUCCCUGUUUUUUUAAAAAAAAAUACAUUUCCAAGCUACAUUUCAUGGUGUGAAAGAACAGCUUCCUGUAAUAGCAUAAUAAAAAAGAACUAAAAGUAGGCUGGGCAGGCAGAUAUGAAAUAGAAAACAAACAACUCAUGUAAUGUAAGAUAAGGAGGCUUUACUGUCGCUGCGCCCCUUGUAAGCAAGUUAAGUAAUCAUUGUAAUAAUAAUAAAGCGUAUAGAAUGGCAGUCCAGUAUCAGCUACAUGCUCUGUUAUAGAAGCAGAAGACACUUCCAGAGCUAAUUUCAAAAAUUCUUUGGAGGGCAGAUACUAAUUAAAACCCUUGUGGAAAUAAAAAUCCAAUCAACUAGAAAUAAUAAAAAAUAAAUAAUUGGGAGAACAGACACUGCAUUUUUAAAAAUAUGUAUAACCAAAAUUCAUAUUUAUACACUGGAUGUGUGCAUAUUUGCA
Acipenser ruthenus (sterlet) is the source of this 3605-nucleotide messenger RNA. RefSeq names its product CMRF35-like molecule 8. Lineage: Eukaryota; Metazoa; Chordata; Actinopteri; Acipenseriformes; Acipenseridae. The record is from RefSeq and is a predicted model, not a curated record. The transcript has 8 exons. Bases 44 to 1378 code for a protein of 444 amino acids.